This is a messenger RNA of Nylanderia fulva, 1608 nucleotides long. RefSeq names its product rRNA methyltransferase 3, mitochondrial. The record is from RefSeq and is a predicted model, not a curated record. Gene Ontology annotation, biological process: RNA processing. Gene Ontology annotation, molecular function: RNA binding; RNA methyltransferase activity. Lineage: Eukaryota; Metazoa; Arthropoda; Insecta; Hymenoptera; Formicidae.
AGGCGCCGCUGGAAUGCGGCGCGUCACGGAUCACGUGACGGACGCGGAGUGGGGAGCCGGCGUGUCACGUGACAGGCGCGGAGUGGGGGAACAGCUGCAUACUUGUCAGUAAUAGCUCGCCGUGUCGCACGUGUUUGGUUGAAUUUUAUUUAUUCAAUCAUAUGAUAAAGAUAUGAAUGUGUCAUAAUUAAAAAAACAUUGAUAUAAUAAUUACAAUAAAUAAACUUUUUUUGAUUAGCGUCUUUAAGUGAGCUUUCAAAAAUGUUACUCAAUGCGGUGCAGUUAUCUGUUAGAACGAUUUGCAAUAGAAAUCUUUUGAGAUCAGUGGAUCUAAGAACGAAAAUUAAAUGCAGAUAUGCUAGGUGGACUAGUCGGACUCCUAGUGCAAUUGUCAAUGAAGAUGAGCUUUUCGAUAUUACGCCUGAUGCUACAGAAACAAAAUCUAAAAUGCAUGCAGAAGCUUUUAAAACACGUAAGGAAAGAUAAAAACCACAAAAAGUCAGAGAAAAGAAGAGAAAGGAGAAAGCUAAUAACGUAGAAGUAGUCACGGAACAAGGAUACAAAUGCUUAAAAGCAGAUGACAGGCUUGUAAGUUCUUUAUUGAUAAACGUCAAAACAAGAAACAAAAGAGAGAAGACCCAAAGUAUGUUGUUAGAAGGCUUUCGAUUAAUUAAAGACGCACUUCAAGCAGGGACAGAACCAAAAGCGAUCCUCUUCAGUAGAUUAUCUGACAUACUACCAUUAUCGCUAUCCAAGAAAGUAAAAUUGUAUAAAGUUCCAUAUCGUACAAUUCAGUUGUGGUCUAACUUAACAACUUCUCCUGGACUAAUUGGAGUUUUUGAGAUCCCAAAUAUGACUGCCAAGCAACCUGCCAAUGAUGCUAUACCUCUGACCAUUAUUUGCGACAAUAUUAGAGAUCCUGGAAAUUUAGGAACUAUUGUAAGAGCUGCUGCAGCAGUUGGUUGUGAAAAGCUGCUGUUAAUGAAAGGAUGUACAGAUGUAUGGGAUUCUAAAGUCUUGCGCAGUGCUGUUGGGGCACAUUUUCGUGUACCAAUACAUACAUCUGUUUCAUGGGAUGAUGUUCCAACGUUAAUAAGCAACGAAUCAAUGGUAUAUCUAGCAGACAACAAUGUGGUGUAUGAAAAUGAGUUGAAAGAUAAUACGAUUAAUCCAGACUUGAAUGUAAGUACCAAAGUUGAUGAUAAUGAUGUAAAACAAGAUGAUUACGAUGCCAACAGUGAUCAAAUUCAAAAUGAUAAUCCAGUAGAAGACACUGUAGACGAAUUGUUAGACAAAGUUAAAACGAACAAACCAACUGCAAAAACCAAGUCACUAAUGAGAAAAUUAAUAUCUCAACUCCCAGUUGAACCUUAUUAUAAAUUAGACUUUGCAAAGAAAGAAAUGGUGCUUGUUAUCGGUGGGGAAACUGAGGGUGUAAGUCUCGAAUCGUGCAAAUUGCUUCACGCGAGAAAUUGUAUUCGUCUGAAUGUACCGCUAACUAAUGGUGUUGACAGUUUAAAUGUAGGUGUAGCUGUUGGUAUCGUGACAUUUGAAAUGAAAAGACAGUUUGUGACCCGUAAUAUAAAUGAAUAAAAUUAUUCUUUUAUA